UCUGCCAGAUCCAGAUGUACGACGAGGAGGUUGAAGAUUACGUUGACUUGGAUAUGCACAGCAACAUCCUAAACAAGGCCAAAAUAAGACUGGCACGGAGGAUAGCCCCUCAAAUGGAUCGUGCAGGCCCUGCGUUUGCUGUUCGAGGUGGAGGCAACACGGAAAUGACUCAGUCUAGGUACCCUUCUAGACAGUUGUACCGCGUAGCUGCCGAGAGGCUUGUCAGUGCAUACCCACACCUUGCUGACAGAGUUGGCAGCGGAAAUGGCCUGGACUCGUGGGUCAUGGCAUUGAGAAACAAAUUCAAGAACAUGCGUAAGAAGGCGGAGAAUUGCUCUGAAGAAAUGUUGGCAAAAAAAAGGCACUUCCUGGUCAAGCGGAAACAACAGAUGGCUUCUGGUGAAGCUACAAACAAGAAGUUAUGCCGCCUUUUUGAUUGCAGUCAUCUUGUAGCAUAUGGAGAAACUGCCGAGUCAUUGAGGCUGCACAACGAAUGGCUUCAAGACAAUGCUGGCUGCCAAGAUGAAGAGGCAGUAAGGCCGAGGCUGCUUGCAACAGCAAAAGACAGGCACGAACAACUUCGCAGCCUUACGCUGUCAGAUGCUCUGUUGCUGUUCCCCUUUCUGGCAACUGAGGCAUCGCUUCUCGUGGAGUUUGACCUACUUUUCCAAAGAAACGUGAUGGAGGCAAUGGAGAAUGGCUGCAAGCAGCUUGGUUACACUAUUCUGAGCUUUGGAGAAGCAGAAGAGGUUGUGGCAUUUUCCGAAGUGGGAUCCGAGGAUGCUGUUCUGGCAGCUCUGCAGUUUGUAGCAAAGCGCUGCAAGGAGCCCAUAGAUAGCAUCAUUACGCAGGAAGAAGCCCCGCUGACCCCGUGUCUGGUGCAGGAUGAAGGAUUUGCGCUGCACAUCGACAAGCAACUAGUGUUUCAAGUCUCCUCGCUGCUUUCGGGAGUAGCCUGCCUCUUUGCAUCCUUUUGGGUGUUUCAUGUGGAAUACCCACGAAAGGCGCACAAAAUGUUAACAUUCAUAGAACAUGCAUUUCUGAACUUAACGCACACAAAGCCGCGCGUCAAAGCUCUUCAACUAAUCAAUUUUUUCAGAGGCCAUGCAGACUCCCUGGAAGAGCCAUAGGCUACUAACCAGUGGCCACACUCAAGGCCUAAAAAACUUCU
This is a messenger RNA of Dermacentor andersoni, 1171 nucleotides long. The record is from RefSeq and is a predicted model, not a curated record. Lineage: Eukaryota; Metazoa; Arthropoda; Arachnida; Ixodida; Ixodidae.